This is a messenger RNA of Neurospora hispaniola, 1293 nucleotides long. RefSeq lists its product as uncharacterized. The transcript is spliced from 3 exons. The coding region runs from base 1 to 1293 and encodes 430 amino acids. The record is from RefSeq and is a predicted model, not a curated record. NCBI's taxonomy places the organism in Eukaryota, Fungi, Ascomycota, Sordariomycetes, Sordariales, Sordariaceae.
AUGACCGCCCCAGCCCCCACGAGGCCAAACCUACCAAAUCUCAACCUGGACGAGUUGGAUCGGCUGUACAAUAAUGUGCUCGUUGAAACUGGCAAGGUCUUCAAAGUUCUGGCCAAGGAGGGUGGUAGCUCGGUUGCCGAGUUGCCUGUUGCGAAUACCAGCCGUAUCCAGUACAAUGUUGAGGAGUUCAAUGCCGCCCUAGAUGAGGUCGAGUCCGAGAUCCUGCAAGCCAAGGCCGCCAUCUUGAGGGAUCUGAACAAAGCACGGGAAAAGCGCAAUCCACCGCCGGUCGCGGUACCCGCGCCAAAACCGGCGUCUCUCCCGGCCCCAACGGCGCCCAUGGCUCCCAAGGCACCCAAGGCUCCCAUGGCUCCAAUGGCCCCCAUGACGGUCGGUAUUCCGGCAGGUCCCAGCCCCCCUCAACCCCAGCCCGGGAAGCCGCCUCUUAACAAGUCGGUGGCCCCUAUCCCUGAUAUGGGACUCGAUCUUACCGCGUCUCCCGUGGCCAAACACUCGCCGAGCCCGAAGCUGGUCAAGACCAAUCCCAAGAACUCGCCUCGGCCGGGCGCCGCACGCCCUGUUAGUGCACCUCCGAAAAAGGAUUCCAAGGUCCCGCCAGGGCCUGCCUCCCGACUAGCACAUGCGGCAAACGCAGCAUCACAGGCGCCCCGACCAGCAAGCGCAGCGCCCCAAGCCCCCCAUCAAGUUCACAACACCAAGUCUGCGGUCCUUCAGGGUGGGAAUCUGGGAUCUGGCCCGACCGCGCCGCCUAAUCAUACCAACAUACCGAACCCACCGCCGCAUCAAACGAUGUCAGGGCCGCAACCAGCUCAGCCAACACAGGGACCCCAAGGGGCUUUCCACGCUCCAUCAUCCGCUGCAGCCAAAGCACCAGCACCAGCACCAGGAGCCGAAGCUCUCUUCACGAACAUGACCUUUUCCCUGGCACCUGCCCCAGGGGAAGCACCGAAGCAGAACCAUCAGCCGGCCGCCAACAUGACGAAUGCCACGAACCCACCCGCUCCGAACGUGAGCCAUCAAGCACCGGCUCCUCCGAAUGCCAACAUCAACAACGCCACACGCAAUGGAGCAGGAGGAGAGGACGCCAACAUGUCCAAUGCGGAGAUCUUUGACCUGGGGUCAGGGAGCAUGGACAACAUGGAGGACAUCAACUACGACCUGGGCGGGGAGGGCGGCGACAACAGCAAUUUCAACGACCUCUACUUCAGCAGCGGCGGCGACGAUACCACGCAGAACACCGAGUUUGAUGGCUCGAAUUUCUACAACUUUUAG